AUGGGUUUAACACAGCAGCUGUCAUGUAGGGGCGAGUCGAGCUAUGCCACUUCGCUAGCUUCAAGUGUCGUCGACUAUCCAGUAGAACAUGGCCGGCGUUACCACGCUUAUCGGGACGGCAAAUAUUCACGACCGAAUGACGAGCAAGAGAUGGACCGCCUGCUACUUCUUCAUGAGAUUAUGACCCGUGUCCAAGGCGGCCUCUAUUCUGCCCCCGUCGAGAAGGAGAAGAUCAAGCGCAUUCUCGAUAUUGGCACCGGGACUGGCGUCUGGGCGAUUUCCAUCGGCGAUGAGUUUCCCGAAGCCACGGUGAUCGGUAACGACUUGAGCGCCACCCAACCCACCUUCGUGCCUCCCAACGUCCGCUUCGAGAUCGACGACGUUGAAGACCCAUGGGUCAACGAUCACAAGUAUAGCUGGAUUUUCUGCCGCUACAUGGCCGCCAGCAUCUACGACUGGCCAAAGCUGGUGGCCAACAUUUACGAGAACCUAGAACCUGGCGGAUGGUGUGAAUUCCAGGACUUCGACCUGCAGUACUACUCCGAUGACGGGUCGCUGAAGCAAGAUGACGCGCUGCUAGUCUGGAUCUCGACGCUGCUCGACGCGGCGCGGUCGCUUGGGCGAGACCCAAAUCCCGGCUCCAAGCUCGAAGGGUGGGUGAAAGAAGCCGGGUUCGUGAACGUCGUCCACAAGCGGUACAAGAUCCCCAUUGGGCCGUGGGCUCGGGACCCGCUGUUGAAGGAGAUUGGCACCUACAAUUACAAGCAGGUGGACGGCGGAGUGGAGGGUCUGUCGAUGAGGCUGUUUACUCGAGUGCUGAAAUGGGAGGAACAGGAGAUCAAGGCGCUGGCGGCCCGGGUGAGGAAGGACCUGGCGAAUCCAAGGAUCCAUGCCUUGUUUGACUUUCAUGUUGUUUACGGCCAGAAACCGGAAUGAUGACUACCAGUGGAUAGCGGGGAUGGCGAAGGGAGUUCUGUCCGUCGACUUGCACCUGCACCGAACUCUGUUAGGAGGCCGAGACCAAAAAGGCGCCUAAUAUGCACAGAAGGGGUUACACGAGAUAUGACGAGAAGGUACUACACUGCAGUUCCAUCUCAAAGGGGGUUGCACCAACGUACCUCGCUUCUUUGAGUCGUUUCUGUGAGGGGCUGGAAAUCUUUGGUGGAAUUUUGAUUUCUCUAACACUAGUUUGGGAGAAGACCUGCUCAAGCCUUGUCUGAGCACAGGAAACAGCAAGGCUGACCUUUAUUAGUAUGAUGACAAAGAGAGCGGGCCAUUUUGCAGAAGCACAAAGCAUGUAAGCCGUCUUCUGCACCUGCAAUGAAUUCGUCAAAAACAACCUGGAACGAUUCACACUU
Canariomyces notabilis is the source of this 1358-nucleotide messenger RNA. RefSeq names its product S-adenosyl-L-methionine-dependent methyltransferase. The transcript is spliced from 7 exons. NCBI's taxonomy places the organism in Eukaryota, Fungi, Ascomycota, Sordariomycetes, Sordariales, Chaetomiaceae. Bases 1 to 936 code for a protein of 311 amino acids. The record is from RefSeq and is a predicted model, not a curated record.